GAUGAAAAUUGGCAGAACCUCUCUGACCAAUCACAGCUCAGUAUAAACCCACAGACAUGAUCAUGGACCAAUCAGAGCACACAUUCAAAUGAUUUUACGCUCCAGCAACCGUUACUACGCUCUGAUGAGAGCAGCUUUAUGAGGGUGGAGCUUAUGACAUCAUCAGCCGAUGGGCAGGAAGACAAAAAGGGGGCGGUGCUAUGUCCAGUGACUGGCAGCAGGAGAGAGACAGAUUCAGAGGGAGGGAAGGAGAAGAAGGAGGCUAACAUCUCAUCCACCUCUCUCUCUCUCUCUCUCUCUCUCUCUCUCUCUCUUUCCUUCUUCAGCAUCUGCACCUCAUCCAGCAUUCUCCCCUCUAUCUCCUGUGUGUGUAUGAGUGUGUGCGUGUAUGAGUGUGUGCGUGUAUGAGUGUGUGUGUGUAUGAGUGUGUGUUUGUGUGUGUGUUUCAGCGAAGAAUAUUUCUCUGCAUCGCUCUGCUGGUACUUAGAGACUGUGCCCAUCCGUUGCCUUGGCGAUGGGCUGUAGGCUGUCAGGGCCGUGGAUGAGCGACGGAACAAUGGGGGUAAGUGCGCAAGAUCUGAGGUACAUACGGAACCAUGAGGCUUUACGGAUCCUGGCCAGCUGCGAGCAACCAAUCACAGUGCAGAUCGAAGGGAGAAGGGGGCGGGGCUUACAGUAUCAUCGAUCAUCAGACAGCAGCACACAGACGAAGCAACCGUGGGAUGUCUCCUCCGACAGGCCCUGCUACAGUCACAUGACCCUGCCUGGUAACCAUGGAGAUGGAGGAAGAUACGAGUAUCUCCCAAACACUCCGCGAGACCUCGAGGACAUGAGAACAGUUCCACGUCAUGAUCCUGAGUUCUCUCCUAAAGCUGCUCAGAAACAGAACUGUCUCCUCUCCUGCUGCAACUCCAACAUGGAGGAACCGAGCAGCUUCCAAAGCCAGACGGAGGACGAGGACUAUGUGUUGGAGAAGAAGCUCGGGUAUCUACCCCUCCAUCACGAGCUGGACAGCGGCCUCGGCUGGACGGACGGCAGCUUCCACCAGGGGGAGCUCUCAGGGGUGGAGACAGAGGAGGGGUUAGAGGAGUGCCACGCCCACCAGGGAGGUCGAGGAGCGCGAGUGCGAGGAGGAUCGCCUUCAUCAGAGUCGUUCAUUUCAUCUGAGCUGAGUGACUCGGGCUUCUACAGCGUGAGCACAGCCGAGUUCCUGCGCUUUCAGCGUCUGCUGGAGAAACGCAUGCGGGUCUAUAACUCACGCCUCCACCACCAGGGGGAGCUGCAGAACCUGUGCAUGGACGCACAGAAAGCACACCGUGAACUGGAGGCCAUCCCCGAGGCUCUGGCCCCGCAGCAGGACAGCGAGUGCGUGGAGGCAGAUGCCCACCCGCAGCAGACAGUCAGGGUCGCGUCUAUGCCGCUGCGCAAAAGCGAGCGUCCGUGUCUGAACUGCCACAGCUCCAGCAGCGCCACCAUUUUCUCCACCUGCAGUUCUCCCAGUGGCCAGCAGAGGCCACCGCACGGUACUCCUGCUGCAGGGAUGCUGAGGAGGAGUAGGACGCUGCAUCACCGCCCGGUUCAUGUGGAGCAGCGUAGGAGGGCGAGUCACCCGGCGUCACCUAACUACUGCAGUGUGACGCUAAACCACUAUGGACACGCGUUACAGCCACAGCUAACUGAGGAGACUGAAGCGGAUGUGCUGUACAAUGCUAAAUACAAUACGCACCACGUUAAUCAGCCAGCGCAUCAUGCUAAUCAUCGUACACAUCAUGCUAACCACCCUGUUCACCAUGCUAAUCAUAGUACACAUCAUGCUAACCACCCUACACACCAUGCUAGCUACCCAACACACAAUGCUCAUCUUGCUAACUACACCACAAUGCAUGCUAAUCAUCCUGCACACACUAUGCACCAUACUAACUAUCCUACACACAUCGCUAAUCAAGCUGCACACAAUGCUAACAAUUUAACACAUUCUAAGCAACAGGCUAAUCUCCCUGCACGCCCCUAUCAUGCAACUCUUCCUGCUCAACACACACACCACACCCAGGCUACAUUCACCUCACAAGCUCCACACCACAGCCACACCCACGCUACGCUCCCCACCCAACACACACACCACGCCCACUCACCACAUAGCAUGCACCACGGCCACGCCCAUGUGACUCUCCCCACCCAACUCACACACCAUGCCCAUGAUACACCUGCAGCACAUGCUGCACACCCUGGCCACGCCCACAUUAUGCUCCCUACCCAAGACUCACACCACAUCCAUGAUACAUUAACACCGCACAGUCACACACACACUGCGCACCCCGCACAACACACACCCCACACACACACUGCGCACCCCGCACAACACCCCCCCCACACACACACUGUCUACCCCGCACAACACACACCCCACACACACACUGCACUCCCCGCACAACACACACCCCAAACACACACUGUCUACCCCGCACAACACACACCCCACACACACACUGCACUCCCCGCACAACACACACCCCAAACACACACUGCGCUCCCCGCACAACACACCCCACACACACACACUACGUUCCCCGCACAACACACCCCACACACACACACUACGUUCCCCGCACAACACACCCCACACACACACACUACGUUCCCCGCACAACACACCCCACACACACAUGCUACGCUCCCUGCACAACAUGCACAUCACAUGUCACGGACACGCCCCAAACAUGCUAUGAGCCAGCCCAGUCUCUCCAGCUCCACUGAUGACCACCAUUUUGCUCCGCCCCCAGAGUCCUACCGCCUUGAUAACAGGGGGAGGAGCUUCACUGAGCCAUCUACAGGAGGAAUACCAGAACUUGAGAAAGAGCCUUCAGGAGAUCGAGAAAGAGGGCGGUUCCAUACACUCAGUCACACACCCUCUCAGGAAGGAAAUGACACUUGGCCCAAAACCACCAAUCGGCAUGGCCCAUACAGCACCCUCCAGGGUCACGUGACCACAAUGACUGCAGCAGCAGGCAAAUCUCCAGCAGGAGCGGCGAACCCGCGGGCGAUGCGUAACCAGCUGCUGCGCGAGCGUGCACUUCGGCUAGCAGAUGAGCGCAGCGGUGGCAUUAGCACAGACGACGAGACAAACGUGGAGAUCCGGAGGGCGGGGCGCUACUGGAGCCGCUCGGAGCGCCGUGAACAGGUGCUGCAGAAACAGCGACAGAAGCGGGAGGCUCUCCGAGGGGGUGGGGCUAACAGUAACCCCAGCGUGGGUGGAGACAGCAGUGGAUACAAUGUGCUGAUGGAGCUUAGUCAGAGGAAACUGAGUCGCCUCAGGAACAGGAAGCUGCUGGACGAUUGGACGACAGUGGAGGAGCUGCUGACCCACGGAACACGACUCGGAACUCACGAUGAAAACAUCCAGAUCCCAAACUCCCUCCUUACCGUCACCACUGUAUAACCACACACACACACACACACACACACACAUACACAUACACACACACACACACAGUGUGGCAUCUUGGGAAAUUUACUCAGGUACACUCCCCCUCCCCAGGCAGGAAGGAUUCUGAUUGGUUAUGUGCCACAGCCAAUGAGAGCUGAGAGUUAGGUUUUGUUUGUUUGUUUGUUUGUUUGUUUUUACCUGUGAUGACCCUCAGAACUUUGCAGUCCAAGCAGCACAGGGUCAGUAAUGUUUGUUUAUGACAAGGCAGCAUUUAGCAGUGUGACUUUUCCUGGCAUUCUGAGCUAGCUCCCUUUAACUUGAAACAGCUAACAGCUAAAUAACAGAAACCAUUAGUUACCACUGCUCCUAGCAUUAGCUACUAGCUGAAGCACUGUCUUGACAACAUCUUGCAGUAAGCUAAAACUGUGUGGUGUAAUAAGUAGACAAGUCUGUAAAGAUGAUUACAAAUCUGAAAAAGAAAUAAGAUUAAAGAAGCUAUUUGUUUAAUACUGAGGAGCAACACUGUUAGACGACUAGCUCCCAGCUGGCUAACGUCCUGCAGUGGGCAGUUAUUAAAGUGCUAAGUUGUACUAGUGUCUUUAAUUAAGAUGGUGACCAGAGUCUUACAGACUGCAGACUUUUACUGACUUUAUUAGUGCUAACGAAUCAACACCCUCAUUCUUACAGCAUAAUGAUGAGGAUGAAGAUGAGGAUGAGGAUAAUGAUGCCAACUGCAGGAUUUUAACUUCCAUGCAUUACACACACCUGACAGGUGAUUUAACCCCGCCUCUGCUGCAUUUCCAUUGGUCCACUGACUUCAUAAUCCUCUCUGCACUUUGUCUGAGUAAAUCUCCCAUAAGCCUUUGCGUGUGUGUGUGUGUUUUACUGCCUUGACCACAUGAGGCUACCUCCUGUCUCCAUGGUAACUGUAUAUAGGUGUUUCACAGCACUGUAGUGUAGAGUGGUGUUUUAAUGAGACAUAUUACACUCCAAUACAAUCCUCACACACACACACACACACAUAAAUUUCUAUUUAUAAAAAAAUGCGUAAAUGCUGCAAUCUGAUUGGACGACCUUGAGCAAUACGGCGCCGCGUAAACGGCGGCUCUGAGACGCAGUGGAGAAAAACAGACAGUUUAUCGUCUCGCUGGUGCUAACGGGAGAGUCGAGUUUCUUUAGAAUGAAUCAGAUACACUUUCUUGAAAGUCAACGCGUUUGCACAAAACGAUGUCAGAUUUCACUGAUUGUCUUCCAGCAAUGUGGGCGUGGCUCUUUACCAUCUGGCCCCGCCCAUCACCUGAGACGAUCAUUAAACCAGUUACUCUGGGAAAAAACAUCCAAAGCCAAACACCAUCACACACACACACACACACACACACACACACAUGCAAACUGGACAGGAAGUGAAGAAGGAAGUGAGGAAGAGGAGAUCAGAUGAAUGAUAAACAGGAAGUGAUGUAAGACAUCAGAGCAGACAAGAAGUGAUGCUGGAGAUCAGCUCAGACAGGAAGUAGUCAUUCAUCAGAAUUCUCAUCAGUUGUGUAGAAGACAUUUUGAACUCUUUUUUCUCGUGCUCACUCUUUUUGAUGUCAUGAAGAGAUUUUGAAGCUGAAGUGUAAAUUGUGUGGAUAUGAAGACGCUCGGUGUGCCGGACCUCCUCAGUGACUGACCCCUGACACUUUAAUGUUUUGUUGUUCUCAUGUGAAGACAUUUUGGCAGUUUUUCUUAUUUUACUGAUGAGAGUCUGAACAUCUCGGACCCUCAGCUUUUCAGUUUUAGUGUUUUAAAAACUUUGGGAUUAUUUGUGGCUGCUUGCAGAUUUGACUCGAGUUUCAUUGUAUCUGUGAAUUUACUUCGGAAUUUUUCAUUCGAUUUUACUCGAAAAACAUUGAGAUGUUCGAUUUCCUGACUUGCACUGAGACACACCCUGAAGUGUUUACAAUGCCGUCCUCACGGCCGAGACCACGCCCAGGACCACGCCCACAUGGCACCUCCCCACUUUCAUGAGAAGUCAUUUGAUGAAGUCACUUUUACUCUCCACUUCUGUGGUAACGUGACAUCAUCAACUCCAAACUCACACACACACACACACACGCACACACAACACGGUCUUGAGGACGGAUUCUUAUUUUUGCCUAAAUCGUGGCAUUUGAUUGGCCACGCCCACACACACCCUGCAGGAACCAUGUGAUCGGGUUCUCUUUCUAACUUUUUUUCCUGAAAUCUGAUGUUCAUGUGAUUGUAAUAAAGAUGAGAUUUUAAUUAUCUACUAAA
Messenger RNA from Hemibagrus wyckioides, 5698 nucleotides. RefSeq names its product filaggrin-2. The coding region runs from base 515 to 3436 and encodes 973 amino acids. The record is from RefSeq and is a predicted model, not a curated record. Lineage: Eukaryota; Metazoa; Chordata; Actinopteri; Siluriformes; Bagridae. The transcript has 5 exons.